Stegastes partitus (bicolor damselfish) is the source of this 871-nucleotide messenger RNA. RefSeq lists its product as uncharacterized. The annotation marks the transcript as partial. Gene Ontology annotation, molecular function: protein tyrosine kinase binding; MHC class II protein binding. The transcript has 4 exons. Gene Ontology annotation, cellular component: external side of plasma membrane; membrane raft. Gene Ontology annotation, biological process: T cell activation; positive regulation of ERK1 and ERK2 cascade; interleukin-15-mediated signaling pathway. The record is from RefSeq and is a predicted model, not a curated record. NCBI's taxonomy places the organism in Eukaryota, Metazoa, Chordata, Actinopteri, Pomacentridae.
UAUAUCAGAGGAGGCAGAGAAAGUUCAGAUAGCGAGACACAAACGAGACAGAGCAGCACAAUGGUUGACUUCAGAUGGACCGAAAUGUCUUUUUUCCUGAUCCUGGUGCUUCAGUUCACAGGAGCUCGAAGCAGACAGCUUUACUACACUGUCAGAGAGGGAGAUGAAGCCACUUUGUCUUGUGAGAAUGUGAUGGAUGAUCAGCAUAACUGUGAUAGAACCACCUGGAUCUUCAAUUACUCAAAAUUACAAGGAUCAGUUGAGUUGGUUGUUCAUGGACAAAUGAAGAAUAAGAUCAAAUCAGACAGACUGAGUGUUACAGAGAACUGUUCUCUGCUUAUAAAGAACGUUACAGUUGAGGAUGUUGGUCGUUACACCUGCAGACAGUUUGACAACAAACCAGGGGGCGAACAAAUAGGUCUUGAUGCUGUGGUUUAUCUGUCUGUUGUCACCUUGACUCAACGUAAAGACACUGAUUACGUGAUUUUCAGCUGCUCUGUGACGACAAGAGAUCGAUGCACACGCACAGUGAAGUGGCUCUUUAAGCGUCGAAUUGUAGAUAAAAAUCACCCAUACCUAAGGACAUCAAAUUCUUCCUGCUCUGCUACUGUGACCAUUCUGGCUGAUAAUUUUAAACAGUUCACACCACAUCAUAAGUUUUUUAAAUGUAGUGUAUCUGGAGCGACUGACACAGAGCAGCCAUUGACCUUCAACCUUCGUCCAUCAGGUGAGGACACAAAAACAGCAACAACAACCGCAAACAACCUGGAAGUUGGUACAAACACGAGAGGACCUACAAUAGACAACAAUACAACAAAACCACACGGUAAUGAGUCGACAAUGUUUUACUACAAUCUGUUUCUUUAUGAAU